Athalia rosae (coleseed sawfly) is the source of this 1605-nucleotide messenger RNA. Its product is annotated as mitochondrial import receptor subunit TOM40 homolog 1-like. The transcript has a single exon. The record is from RefSeq and is a predicted model, not a curated record. Gene Ontology annotation, cellular component: mitochondrial outer membrane translocase complex; mitochondrial outer membrane. Gene Ontology annotation, molecular function: transmembrane protein transporter activity. Bases 575 to 1582 code for a protein of 335 amino acids. NCBI's taxonomy places the organism in Eukaryota, Metazoa, Arthropoda, Insecta, Hymenoptera, Athaliidae. Gene Ontology annotation, biological process: protein import into mitochondrial matrix.
GAUUGCCCCCCAAUUUGGAAAUCGCGGUAGUUCGAGGAGCCACGUGAGGACUCAACCGUGCAGGCGCACAGGGCAAAUGUGCGCGCAUCGGGAGCCGUACACAAGCUACUUGAAGCGACCACGUGACAACACCCACUGAGCAGAUCUGCCUUUAUCUAACGUUAGCGAUCAAUGUUCAGCUGUGCCAUCACUAGCACACACUUCCAUAAGACGCUGCGAACACCUCGGUAUAUAUACGAAUUAAAACCAAAAUUCACAGCUAGUGAGAGAAUCAGGGUCCAUUUGAAACAAAGUUGCCACCUAUCGACAAAAAUUAAAACUUUGAAACUGCAGCCCUUAGCACAUCCUAGUGGCCAUGUUUCGAAAGAUUUUCAAAUAAUUGUUUUCAAACGAAACUUUUAUAUGUAGGUUCUGACUUGAGAUUUAACAAUGAAUAACCAUCAGAUAUGGCCAUUAAUGUAAACAGAAUUAUAUAUCGUGAUAAUCCUGACUUGGUUGCGAAAAACCUUUGAAAAGAAAAUUUAAAUGGAUUGCAUGACAAAACUGUACAAUUGCAAGUAGACAUUGCUUCAAAAUGGGUAUCGUUUAUGCGACGACGAUGAACAGAUUCCCGACUCAGGUUCCUGUGGAUCACUCCCGACAUUCCUGCGAACCUUGCUCUAGACGAUAUGAACCAGAAGUGCCAUGCAUUCCUUGCAAGUUACCUCCAACUCCAGGGAACCCUGGAACCUUUGAGGAAAUUCACAAGAAAAUGACAGAUCUUAACCCACCUAUUUUCGAAGGCAUGAAAUUGCUAGUAAGAAAACCUUUGAGUAGUCACUUCAAAGUAGAUCACACGUUGACUCUGAGCUCUGUGACACCAUCUGGUUAUAAAUUUGGGACGUCUUACACUGGCACAAAGAGAAUAGGAGAGAAGGAAAAAUAUCCUAUCGCGACUGGUGAUAUUACAUCAAAUGGGAAUAUGACUGCUAACUUUGUUCACACCUUUGGGUGUAGAUUUCGGACUAAAUUUUCGGCUCAGAUAGCUAAUAAUAAAUAUAAGGCUGCAAGAUUGACUACGGAAUACAGAUCGGAUAACUGCACCCUAUCACUAAGCAUGGCUGAACCAAAUUUCAUUAAACAACAUGGCACAAUGGUUUUUCAUUAUCUACAGUCUAUAACAUCGCGGAUUGCACUGGGGUGUGAAGUCGCUUGCCAUCGAGGUUUAAAGGUCCCAGGUGGUCAACAGAGCAUUAUGUCAGGAGCUUUAAGAUACAGCACGGGUUUCUUAACCUUCUCAACAACCCUAGGAGAGGCUGGACUACAUCUCAGCUGUCACACGAAAGCCAGCCGACAGUUACAAAUCGGAGCUGAAAUCAAUAUUAAUAUGAGAACGCAUGAGUCCAUUGGUACUUUAGUUUUUCGGCUUGAUGUCCCCCAUGCUGAUAUGGUUUUCAGAGGGAUAGUCAAUUCUAAUACAACUGUUGGUGCUGUCUUUGAGAAGAAAUUGUACCCUAUUCAAGAGUCGUCGUUAGUCAUAAGCGCAAUGCUCAACCAUGUUAAGCAGCAGUGCAGAGUCGGAAUAGGCCUGAAUAUUGGAUAAAAAAUUAAACAAACCCUAAUGGU